Molecule: messenger RNA, 531 nt
Organism: Acanthosepion pharaonis
Lineage: Eukaryota; Metazoa; Mollusca; Cephalopoda; Sepiida; Sepiidae
Source: the annotation of a GenBank genome assembly
AUGGUUAAACAACACAGCGAAGCCAUUCUUUUUUUUCUUUUCGUUCUUUUUGUUUUCUUUUCUUUUUUCUUUUGUUCUUUCUUUUUUCUUUUGUUCGUUCGUUCGUUCUUCCUUUCUUUCUUUCUUUCUUUUUUCUUUUGUUCGUUCGUUCGUUCUUCCUUUCUUUCUUUCUUUCUUUCUUUCUUUCUUUUCAUGCAUUCUCUUCGUCUUUUUGUAUGUUUUCUUUUAGUCUGUCACUUUCUUUGUUUUUUCUUUCUUUCUUUCUUUCUGUCAUUUUCUUACUUUCUUCCUUUUUUUCUUUCUUGUCAUACUUUCUCUACUUUUUGUGUGUCAAAUUUUCUUCUGGCCUGUCAUUUCUUUCUUUAUUUCUUUCUUUCUUUAUCUUCUCUUCGUCUUUUUGUUUUUUAUUUUUUCUUUUUCCCUGCUAUUUCUUCGUUAUUUUCUUAUCGUGUUUUCUUUCCCUUGCUUUCUUUUUUUUUUUUUCUUUUUCCUGCUAUUUCUUUCUUUCUUUCUUUCUUUCUUUCUUUCUAG